Entrophospora candida is the source of this 167-nucleotide messenger RNA. Lineage: Eukaryota; Fungi; Glomeromycota; Glomeromycetes; Entrophosporales; Entrophosporaceae. The record is from the annotation of a GenBank genome assembly.
AUGAAAAUAGAGGAACUAAUUAUUGAUGGUUUCAAAUUAUAUGCAACUCAUACCCAUAUUACUGGCUGGGAUCCUGAAUUUAAUGCCAUUACAGAUCUUAACAGUUCAGGACAAUCAAAUAUAUUGGACGCAUUUGUUUUGUCUUGGGGCUCACAAACUUGUCAAAG